UAGUUUACAACUUGGGCAUAACAGUCCACAGCACAACACAGUCCUCAACACGCCGUUCAAUACAACACAUUAAUAUACAAUAUAUAGGCCUACAAAGGCGUUUAUACAUCGUUAAAUAUAGCCUACCCUACAAAUGAUUCAUUUAAAAUAUAUUCUUCAAUCUGUAUUUUGUUUAUUGGAUUGUAUUGCUGUCUGUUUUGACCUAUUUCUAGCAUAGUAAUUAUACUUGUAUGGUAGGCUUAUUGUAUGGUAAUGUGUAGUUCCCGCUAGUGUUGAUAUUGUUGAUGGACCAAAUUUUUAACCUAUUGCUGAUAUAAUUUUAUCCUGAUUUAACCAUGAAAAAUGUAUAUGUUUAAAGGUGGAUUAAUUUGUGGGCUACUGUCUCUGUCACCUGAAAACAAAAUAUGCCUAAAUAAAUGAAUAAAUAAAUUCAGCAUAGUUAAAUAAACUUGCCUAGUUACAUUUAAAAAACCGUAAAAAGUAAUAACACAUACCCAUAUCAUGUGAAGCAUUUCCAGGCUUCCUUAAUAACUUCACUUCCCUGCUGGAAACUGAAACAAUCUCGUUCCAGUCUGAAACGGCAGUUGGCCCCUCCUAUUUAGAUAUAAAAAGGGAAGAAGACAGGAGAAAGGAUGUCGAGAUGAAACCAUGUGGCAUUUCUAUUUUUUUAUAUAUAUAUUUGAAAUGGGACAGAUACAAGCAAGUUGACAUAUUGACAAAACUAAGCCUGCUCCAAAGCCUGCAAAAAUAUGGUUAAACUGUAUUUAUAAACAUAACAUUUGUGUUGAAAAAUGUUCAGCUCGGCCUAUAGGCUUUUACCAAGUGUUUUCCACUAAACCAAUCUAUUUGAUUAGUGUUCUGUAAAUGUUUCGUUCACGUGAGGAUUUCGAUUAAAUUCCAGUCCCAAUGGAAGGAAGCAUAGAGGUUUUAGCAACAAAACAACUCAAGAAUUGAAAGACAGAGUUCAUAAUAGUAUCUCAUCUCAGUGAGAACAUUAAGACGCUUUCAACAGGAUCUUUAUCACUCUCCAAUAAAAUUGGUGAUAUUUUCUUUCAAGUAAUGUUGACCCUUAAAAUUAAAGUUCUUAAAAUUUAACUUUAAUGCCUAAAGUAAGGGUAUUUAGUAUAUUUAUCAAAAAUAGUAUCGGCUAGUAUAUUUAUCAUGAAUAGUAUAGCCUAGUAUAUUUAUCAAGAGAGUAGAGACUAGUAUAUUUAUUAUAUAGUAGGCCUGUAGGUUAGUAUAUGUAUCAUUCAAUGGUUGUAAAUGUAUUAAUGUCAGACGGAAUUGAUCGUUUAUGAGAUGAUUAUGAGAUGAUUUACGGUUCAACCUCAAUGUGAUGUUGAUAGACAUGGUUAACUGUAUUCGCCGAUAUAUAAUACGCUGUAAUAGUUAUUAUAGUAUAACCUAGUAGUAUAGUGUUAUAGUAGUUUAUUAUUACAGUAGGCGAUAUGUUAUGAGUUGAGCCUUUAUGUGUGACUGUUCAUUUUUCUGCCGCUGAGAUUCUGAGAGUUGGAGCUCAUGUCUCUCCGAGCCUUGCGAAGCAGCAGAUGGAGCCGGUCCAUGCUCGAUCUCACUGCGCAUCUGGCGCUGCGCUUCCCGCCCUGUCGGUGAGGCUGCUCCAGGAGCUAAGCCCUAUUAGCACCGUCUACUACGCAACUGGUGCCUCGCGCACACACAGCGCGCUCUGCCGGGUGGAAAACUUAAUCCUCACAUGCGACAACUGGCCUUCAAUCGCGCGGAGGUUUCAUCAAGCCUCGAGGCAAAACAAUCGAAUUACUUAAUUUGCUCAUGGACAUGAGGGCCUUGAGAUCUUUAUAUAUAUAUAUUUUAUUAAACCUUGCAUAAUGUGUGCGUUUCAUUAUCUUGUUUUGUGGUUGUAAAUUCUCAUUUGAUUACGAUAUAUUUUAGAAGAGAUGUAGAAUAAUAUUGUUGAGAUGAGAGAGUGUUGUGGUGGUUAUUCAACGAUAGGCCUGAGACCUGCAGGAACAGAUGGAUAAAUAGUUUGCUAAUUCAAGACUAAGAGUCAAUAGCGGCGUCGAACUGGCCUGCCUAUCUGUCGGUCUGUCUGUAGCAGCGUCUGUGGUGACUAGAUAUUAUAAUGACACAGUCUGCACUCUGCAGAUUAAUAUAACGUCGUUACAGUUUAAACAAUAACCGGUUGUUUCAGUUAAACAUUGAUUAACAUGUCCAUGUUCCUGUUGGGCAGCCGUUUUCGAUAGUGGAGUGGGCGGAUGAGUUUAGGGGUCUAGACGCUCCCGGAGUAAUUGCGAUAAUUUGGGUUAAAUAAUUAGGCUUUGGGCUUUAAAACACUUUAAAAGCACCGUCCUGCCCUCACGUUGACUCACGUUCUGUUCUCCCUCCCUCCAUCCCUCCCUCUGUGUGUGUGUGCGUGUUGGUGUGUCUGAAUGUGUUAUAUCUGACAGACUGCUAGAGUAGUUCAGUACUGAGGCAGACAGAGAGAGCUGCAGGGCCUGACCGGAAGCACAGCCUUCUUCUGUCGUUUCACAUUUCUAUUUUCCUCUCUUCCCUCCCGAGCCGGCAGGCCCUUGCUCUCAAUCCCUCUCUCUCUCUACCCGCCUAACCAGCUCAGGACCACCCUGUGGGCACGCGGCCAGGUGAGUGCGGGUGGUUCGGAUCAUCAUACUGACCGCCGUGUCUCACGCUGAUUUCCCGUUCCCGUUCCAGUGUCGCCAGCUGACCUCCAUGCACGCCCCGCCUGUCACACAAUGGAGUCAGGGUCUUGUAGCGGUCUGCUCGAGGGCAACAUGGCAGAGGCAGAGGACACUUCCUCUCAGCGCGUGAGCACGGGUUGAAGCGGCUCGAUCCAAACCGACAAAAGAGACUGAGUUUGUGUCGCCGUUUCCCUCACGAGCUGCAACCCUAUCGCCCUUCUGCAUGAGCGCAGAGCAGAAACACACACACAAACUUCUCCUGGUAAUAUCACAAAGCCUCUACAAUUGACUGUGAAACGACAUUUGUUUUGCCUAUAAAUGUACGUUAUAAAUGUCCAAGAUCCAUUCACGACAUAAAAUAAAAGCAAUGAGGUUUAUUUCUCAAAGAAAAUCCAGUGCUGUUAGCAGAAAUGAUUCCCUGAUUAUUCUCUUCCUCCCUGGUAUACACUCAUUGCAUAGCCUAAUUUUCGAUCAAAACAAAAUAUUGUCGCUUAAUUCCAAAUACAUCUGGAGCAGACGUUACUGUUUAAUAUGGGGUGCAUUUGAUUUAAAAACAAACAUAAUAUAAUACUAGUAAUAAUAAUAAUAAAAGGCAAUACAUAAGUCUAUAAUAAUAUAUAAUAAUGAUAUUAAUUACACAACAAUAACGAUAAUAAUUAAAAUAAAACAAUAAGAAUAAUAAUUAUAAUGGUAGUAGUAGUAGUAAUAAUAAUUAGCUUAUUAAUUAAUAGAGACUUGUUGACCGGGCACGGCUCUGUUUGAAAAAACAAAAUAGCCUACAUCAAAUUACAUUAAGUUCAAUAGAUGAGAAAAAAAUAUUCUAAAACGAAAAAACAUGUUUAUUUAAUAAUUAUAGCCUAUAUAAAUAAACGUGGGGAUGUUUUGAAAUCAACUUACAUUUUUGUUGAAAAUCCGACUAGUUUUGUAAUAGCCUAGGUUUAAGCCAUGUGGGUAAAACGAAGAAAGCAAACCGUCUGAAAAUACAAUAAAGAAAAUGUCCACAAAAAUGGUAAAACAUUUUGAAAGUGUCGGUUCCUUAUUAGGGAAGAUACAAUAUUUAUUCCUUGUCUCCUGGGAUGGAAACAGCUAGCUCUUCUAUUGUCCUCCAUCCAUUCCUCAGUGCUGAUGCUUAUUUUUCUAACUAUAUUAUCAGGGGACCACCGACGACAUCACAACAGAAAUACCCUGCAAGUACAAAAUCUGUGCGCCAGCCGGUGUGAUGGUACAGAGGGAAAACGCUCGUGUUCCACCAGCUAUCCGCGGCUCCGUGCAGGGACUUUUUCCACUUCUCUCGGUUUGGGGAUUUUAACGGAAAGCAUUUGUUCGAUCAGGAGGGAAAGCUGGUUAGCGGAGCAACACCAUGUCAGCCACGUUCCCCGGUUUGGUCCAUGAUGCCGAGAUACGUCAUGACGGGUCCAACAGUUACCGUCUGAUGCAGCUUGGUUGCCUUGAGAGCGUCGCCAACUCCUCCGUGGCUUACAGCUCGUCCUCGCCGCUCACAGCCUACCCCGCGGCGGCUACAGAGUUUGCCUCGCCCUACUUCUCCACCAACCACCAGUACACCCCCCUGCACCACCAGUCCUUCCACUAUGACUUCCAGCACUCCCACCCAGCCGUGGGCCCAGAGGCGUACGGCCUCAACUCUCUCCACUCCGGGCAGUACUACCAGCAGAUUCACCACGCGACCCACGGAGACACAGACUUCAUCAACCUGCACAGCGCCCGUGCACUUAAGUCGUCGUGCCUGGACGAGCAGCAGCGGCGCGAGCUGGGCUGCCUGGACGCCUACCGGCGCCAUGACCUGUCUUUGAUGACGUCACACGGUGGGCAGUACGGCAUGCACCACGACCAGAGGCUGCUGCCUGCAGCCGGUCUGGGGCUCCCUCCCCCCGGGGCGGACGACCUGCAGGGCUCCGUGGAGGCGCAGUGCGGGCUUGUGCUCAAUGGCCAAGGCGGCAUCAUCCGAAGAGGAGGAACCUGUGUGGUGAACCCUACAGAUCUGUUCUGCUCUGUCCCCGGCCGUCUGUCCCUCCUGAGCUCAACCUCUAAAUAUAAAGUCACCAUUGCUGAGGUGAAGAGACGCCUCUCGCCUCCAGAGUGUCUCAACGCCUCACUUCUGGGAGGAAUAUUGCGCAGAGCUAAGUCUAAGAAUGGUGGUCGUUGUCUGAGAGAGAAGUUGGAUCGACUGGGACUCAACCUGCCAGCUGGUCGGAGAAAAGCUGCCAACGUUACACUCCUCACCUCUCUGGUGGAAGGUGAGGCGCUCCACCUGGCUAGAGACUUUGGUUAUACGUGUGAGACAGAGUUUCCUACCAAGGCAGCAGGAGAACACCUAGCCAGACAACACAAUGAACCCAAGGAGACCAGUGGGCGCAAGAAGAUGGUACUGGCCACCAAGCAGAUCUGUAAAGAGUUCCAGGACCUGUUGAGUCAGGACCGUUCUCCUCUUGGCUCCUCCAGACCCACACCUAUACUGGACCUGGAUAUACAGAGACACCUCACACACUUCAGUCUGAUCACCCAUGGAUUCGGGACUCCGGCUGUGUGCGCGGCUCUCAGCACCUUCCAGACCGUUCUUAGUGAGAUGCUCAACUUCCUGGAUAAACAUUCUGCAGCCGGGAACCCUGGGAAAACCUCUGGUCAGGAGACUGAAAAGACCGGAACUGUCCGGAAAACCAGCGAGCUGCUCAAUAAAGACGGCAAAGCUGAAAAGACAGAGUAGCCCUUUUCCUGUGCUGUGCAGUGUAUGUGCCUGUGUUUGUCAGGGUUGGAUCCCUGGGAGGAGGAGCUCAUCUCUGUGGAGACUGACAGAGACAUUUAUUCAUUCUGAACAACAGGAAGUAGAGAUAGGGACUUCUGGUCAGCGCCAUCUGGGAGUUAAAGGGAGAGGAGCGGGGUACACAUGUACACACACAUAAACACAUAUACACACAGAACGUUCUCCCUUCAGUCUCCACCUGAACAGUGCAAUUAAUGCCAUUAUGUUGUUUAACGUUUUAGAACCACGAGACUGGGGUCUGGGUUCACUAUGUUGGUGAGAGUGUGAGACUGGGUUUACUAUGUUGGUGAGAGUGUGAGACUGGGUUUACUAUGUUGGUGAGAGUGUGAGACUGGGUUCACUAUGUUGGUGAGAGUGUGAGACUGGGUUCACUAUGUUGGUGAGAGAGUGAGACUGGGUUUACUAUGUUGGUGAGAGUGUGAGACUGGGUUUACUAUGUUGGUGAGAGUGUGAGACUGGGUUUACUAUGUUGGUGAGAGUGUGAGACUGGGUUCACUAUGUUGGUGAGAGUGUGUGUGUGUGUGUGUGUGUGUGUGUGUGUGUGUGUGUGUGUGUGUGUGUGUGUGUGUGUGUGUGUGUGUGUGUGUGUGUCUGUGUGUGUGUGUGCCUGUGUGUGCGUGCGUGUGUGUGAGUCCAGAUUUCUGAGACUCUGCCAUUUUGUAAAGGUGACUAUACAGUUACCAUGGAAACAUUUUGUUGUGCAUGUCUAUCUUUGUACACUCCCCAGAACUACAAUUAUGAUACAAGCUCUUUGACCCUUCAUAAACAUUUGUAUAGAUAUAUAUAUAAAUAUUUAAAUAACUUUUCUUGUAGGCUUUGAAUUACAUAUACUGUAUGUUAAAACCAUACCUUCUAAAA
This is a messenger RNA of Oncorhynchus keta (chum salmon), 6309 nucleotides long. RefSeq names its product transcription factor AP-2-delta-like. The record is from RefSeq and is a predicted model, not a curated record. Gene Ontology annotation, biological process: regulation of cell population proliferation; anatomical structure development; regulation of transcription by RNA polymerase II. Gene Ontology annotation, cellular component: nucleus. Gene Ontology annotation, molecular function: RNA polymerase II transcription regulatory region sequence-specific DNA binding; DNA-binding transcription factor activity, RNA polymerase II-specific. The coding region runs from base 4033 to 5394 and encodes 453 amino acids. The transcript has 8 exons. Lineage: Eukaryota; Metazoa; Chordata; Actinopteri; Salmoniformes; Salmonidae.